Leucoraja erinaceus (little skate) is the source of this 3135-nucleotide messenger RNA. RefSeq names its product basic proline-rich protein-like. The record is from RefSeq and is a predicted model, not a curated record. The coding region runs from base 205 to 2718 and encodes 837 amino acids. NCBI's taxonomy places the organism in Eukaryota, Metazoa, Chordata, Chondrichthyes, Rajiformes, Rajidae. The transcript has 3 exons.
AGUAGCUGGCGUUAAGGGUUUAUACGUGGUUACCUCCCCACCCCACCCCACACCCCUCCCUCCACUCCACUCCACUCCACCACAGUGAAGCCCCUCACGUUUCUUCAACAAGGGCAUGGGCAACUGGCAUCUGCCACAGAGCAGACUCAUCAUCGGAUCCGCUCGGACCACAGGCCAAGGAGAUGACCGUGAGUGUCGCUGAGAAUGGGCAACACACACUCGGAGGCCCUGGUGUCGAGGGAGAGGGAGCUUCCGCUACAGUGCGUGGAGGUGCCGGGGAAGGAGGGAGAGGAGGACAAGGCCGGCCGCAAGGAGGUGGCGCCGCGGGCAUCGUCGGGCCAGACCGCCGGGCCGGAGCCUGGGCCCGAAGCACAGGGCCGGGAGAACGAGGGCAAGGCGGGGCCGGGCGCGGGGGCCCGACAGCCCCCUCCAGUCGGGCCCUCGGCCGCGGGCGUCAAGGCCAAGCUGGGCCCGGGCAAGAAGAGGAAGAUCGCCAAGGCCCGCAAGUGGGCCUCCAGCCAGGUGGCAUCGCAAGAGCCCGUGAUGGCCGUGGAGAGGCUGCGGCCUAUCGUCAUGGCCGAACUGAUCCGUGUGCAGACUGCCCGUCCCGGCAUGCCCGCCCUGGGUGGGGGCGGCUGCCAGCUGCCCAAGGAGGGCGGGCAGGAGAAGCAGCCCAGGCCCAAUGGGGGGGAGGCCCCAGGCCUCGAUGUCCCUCACCCCCACGGGCAUGAGCUGGGGGCUGGGCCCGGCCUGAAGCACAGGGGACAGGGGGAACCGACUGGUGCCAUCCUCUCUCACCCUGGCCGACACCCCGCCCCGGGUAAAGCGGGCAAGAGGGCCCAGUUGCCGUGGACAGCACAGCAGCCGCAGCAAGGCGAGGCAGGGGCCGUGAGGGGCGCUGGAGGCCAGGCCGCCGUCAAAGCCAACGGCAACGGGAAGGAGUCACCCUGCAAGCUGAUCAAGCUGAGCAUCAUCCGGCCCCCGGCUCCCACCACCGGAGGCUGCAAGGGGCAAGGGCCCAGUGAACAGCAGGCCGAGGGGCCCCGGGAGGGCCAGGGCAGCACGGCGGGCGAGACAGCGCCGGCGAACGACACCAGGCCCGGGCAGGCCUGCCCGCCGGAUGCCAGGCCGGGCAAGAACGUGCCGGAGCCCACAGUGGAGGCUGCCCCCAGGCACGGCCGGCUGAAGGCCCACUCUUUUCUCAGCAAGCGGGGGGCCCACGUGGAGCCGGCCGUGGGCUUACCCCCGCACUCGGCCCCUCCCCUCGACCUCCCGCCUCUCUCACCCACCCACCAGGCCUCCUCCCCGGUGGCCAUCUCCUACGCCCAGGCCCUGAAGCAGGCCCCAGAGCCACGUAACCCCGGGCAACCCAGGCCCGCCCAGAGGGAAGUGGAGGCAGCUAGGCCCGAGACCAAGGAAGCGGGUGAGGCCCGUCAGGCCCAUGAUCACGCCUCGGCUGCCGGCAAGAAGAAGCUGCCCUUCUACGAGCAGCUGAUCGCCAGCCUCAAGAGCCAGGCUCAGCGGCAGAAGGGGGUCAGGCCUCAGAGGGCGGCGCCGGCCCAGGAGGGGGCGUGCCCGUGCGUGCCGGGCAAGGCCGAGGCAGAGACUGAGGCAGAGGAGGAGGCCCGGCCUGUCGCCCUGGCAACCCCCGAGCCCCUGCUCCUCCCCAGCCCUGGGCCCUCCGAUCCGGGCCCUGCCCCCUUCCCGCGGCCCCCCUCCCGCUCCACCUUCCAGUUUGAGGGCCGCGUUUGCCCGGAGCAAGGCGGCGGGGAGAUGCCUGCAUGGUUCCAGGCUCCGUGCCCGCUGGGGCCCGAGGAGCAGGCCCAGGCCUAUCGCGGAGUCUCCCUGGUGGCUCCCGCCAUGCCCGCCAGCCCCCCUGUGGUCCCGGCCACACUGGACUGGCUCCAGCCUGAGCCCAGGGCCACGGCUCCUCCACCCUGCCCGCCGCCCGUGCCAGGGUUGGAGCCCCUGCCAGUCUGGCCCCUGGCACAAGGCCAGGCCCAGGUUCAAAUCCAGGCCCAGCCGGGCAGCCUGAUUCAUCCACAGUGCCCACAGCCUGCGGCACAGGCCCCCCCACACCCACAGCGGUCCAGUGGCAUCGAGCAGCCACCGCAGGCCCUGGCACUGCCCCAGCCCACCAGCCAGGCCGAGGCCGAGCUGCCGACCAGGCAGAGGCCGUCCCCAGAGCCGGCACCACCUACCCCCAAGGCCCAGCUCCAUGCAGAGACCAAAACCACCCCCAAACCCCCGGCCCCGGCCCGGCCCAGAGCGGGAGGCGCCAGACCUCAGCGGCAGGAGCAGCUGGCAGCGCCCAAGGCCCCAUCCCAGCCGGCCACCGCCAAGGCCAGGCCCCAGCCUCAGGCCCGGGGCCGGAAGGUGCAGCCCAGCGGCUCCAGCCAGCGGCCGGAGCCUCCCACGGCCACGGCAGAGGCAGAGGCAGAUGCAGAGGUGGCGCAGGAGGGCAAGGCCGCCGCUCGGCCCACGGGACGCUGGGCGGCAUUCCAGGUGGACAGGACCUGCACCCGGACCUGUCGCUGCCGGCACCGCCACGCCCACGGGCCCUCACGCCUGCCCAGGAACGUCGAGGCCUGGAACGAGUGGGUGAGGGAGCCCUUCUGCGAGAUACCCUGGGUGAGGACGGCAGUGCUGGCAGGCUCGCUGGUGGCCGGGACCAAAUUCUGCAUAGACCACUUCAAAGCCAACAACAUUCUCAACUAAACCACCAAGGCAGGCGGAGGCCAGAUCUCAACCUUUGGGAGAUUUCUACAGUCUACGCCCGACAAGACCCAUUUCCCGGACAUUGUUCACAGAUUGUUCCAAUUCCAGAUGGAAUUCUGCUCUAUCUUAUGUCAUUAAAUCCCAGUUACUGCCAUUUGGACGCUCCGCACAUGAAAUCAAGUCGUCACAAUGAAGGAGCAGCAUUGUUAACUUUUGCAAAUCAACUCCUGCAAUUGUUACAUUUCGCUUGCUAGGUGCAGGGGAUUCAGUGCCCUCCCCACUCUGCCCAAACCCCUCUCCCCUUCUACGUUCAAGAGGCCAGCGGUACACCUUGGAUCCCCUGUAUCUCAGCACAACAACCCAAUGUCGUUUUACUCUGAACUCCUGCUUGUUAUACUACAAAUAAAGUUUAUUUUA